AUGGGGCGGCGGCGGCGCCGGGUGGACCGGGCAGACGCCGCUGCGGCCUUGCCCGCGGCCAUCGCCGCGCUGAGUCGGACGCUGCCCGCUGGGCCCAGCCCCGAGACCUUCCGCCGCGCCAAGUUCGACCGUCCGGAGGCGGCCCCCGCCCUCUGGCAGCUGCUCUUCCGCGUGCUCUCGCAGCUGCGAGCUGGCGGCGCCACGGCCUCCCCAGCCCUGGAGGCCCAAGCCCGUUGGGUGAAGUCGGAGCUGCUCUCCCAGGGCUACCCGCGGCGGGGGCUCGCUCAGCUCCCCGAGGACGGCUCCCAGGGCAGCCGCGAGCUGCUCCUGGCUCUGUCCUGGCUGCUGGCCCGCGAGCCCCUGCCCGAGCGGCUGCUGGCCCAGACCCGCGUGCGGCUGGGCGACGAGAUGCCUGUGUGCGAGUGUGAGGCCCUGGCCAGCCCUGGCCUGCCCGUGCCGCGCGCCGAAGCAGAUGGCCCUGUGGAUGUCCGCUACCUGCAGUGGCUGAUGGGGAAGCUGCGGCUCCGGUGGCGAAACCUGGUGGCCAGUCAGCAGGAGCAGUGCGCCCUCCUGGGCAAGCUGCUCCGGAGGCUGGAGAGCGAGAACGCCCGUCUGGAGGCCGCGCGGGAGUGGCGCAGCCGGGAGGCCGUCUUCUGGCAGUGGAUGGACACGGUCCUGGGCGCCUGCCCCCCCGACGCCUCGCAGCCCGCGUUUCUGCCUGGGCCCCACGAGUUUGGGGCUGAGGAGUUGGAGCGGGAGCUGCAGGUUCUGCAGGAGGAGCUGCGGGCGGCGGUGGAGGCCCGGCGGGUGUCCCUUGAGAGCAAGGUGAGGGCGCCGAGCUGCGGGCUUGGCCCGGAGUGGAGCACCGCCCGGCGGGCCGCCCAGGAAGCCGUGGGUCAGGAGCUGGCGGCCCUGCGGCAGGCCUGCGAGCGAGGCGGGGGCCGGGCCCAGCCCCACGGGCCCCACCGGCUGGUGAGGACAGAGCCAGGGGUGCUGGCAGGCCCGGGCCUGCGUGCUGCCGAGGCGAUUGGGGCCCUGCGGAGCCGGGAGGCCUGCCUGGAGGAGGCGCUGCGCCAGCUACAGGCCCAGUGUCGCCAGCAGCUGGCCAGGCUGGCGGGAGCCCUGCCCGGCCUCAUCUGGAUCCCGCCGCCCAGACGCUGA
This is a messenger RNA of Pteronotus mesoamericanus, 1161 nucleotides long. It is a transcript of the gene TEDC1, whose product is annotated as tubulin epsilon and delta complex 1. Bases 1 to 1161 code for a protein of 386 amino acids. The transcript has 7 exons. The record is from RefSeq and is a predicted model, not a curated record. NCBI's taxonomy places the organism in Eukaryota, Metazoa, Chordata, Mammalia, Chiroptera, Mormoopidae.